GAAGCACUCCUCACUGCAGCGGCCCAAACGCAGCCAGUGACUCAGCGCCAGCACGGGGCUGCAGUUUGUGGCUCCUUUUCCCAAACGAGCCAUGGAUCAGUUCCGCGAUUUAUUUGAUAAGCUGGACAAAAACCAGGAUGGCUUCGUGUCGGUGGCAGAGCUCCACGGUGAGAUGAGGAAACACGGGAUCCUCUCGGUGGAUGACAAGGUUCAGAGUAUUGUUGAUAGUUAUGAUCAAGACAAGGACGGCCGGUUGGAUUAUAAGGAGUUCCUCAGCUACAUGAUGGACCGAGAGAGGAAAUGGAAAAUUUGCUUUCAUGACCUUGACAAGAACAAGUGCGGGGUGAUUGACCAGGAGGAAAUCAUACAUUUGUUUAAGGAGUUAGGAGUGGUCAUAUCAAAGCCGAAUGCAAAAAGAAUAAUACAAAUGAUGGAUAAGGACAGUUCGAUGACGGUGGACUGGGGCGAAUUCCUGCAGCAUGUCAUCCUGAACCCUGCAGACAACAUAGGGGAGCUGGUGUCCUCGUGGAAACACAGUCUGGUUUUUGAUGUGGGUGAGAGCCGCACAAUGCCCAUCGAGUUCCCCGAGGAUGAGUCUGGCUCUGGGAUGUCGAGGUUUGUUGCGGCGGCAGGACUGGCAGACGCCGUGUCCCGAACUGUGACAGCACCCAUCGACCGCCUGAAGACCCAGCUACAGGUUCAUGGAUCCAAGGCGUUCUCCCAAGGCUUUCAGGAGCUGCGGGCGGGGGGAGUACGGGCCAUGUGGCAAGGCAACGCUGUUAACAUGCUGAAAGGAACGCCACAGUCCACACUGCAGUGUCUUAUCUACGCCCAGAUGAAGGUGUACAUGCAGAGCAGGACCCAGGACAGCCUGUCGGUGCAGCAGCGGUUCGGGCUGGGCUGUGUCUCUGGCGCUGCCGCCCACGCUGCCUUCUAUCCUUUAGAGGUGUUGAAGGUGAGGCUCAACCUGCAGCAGGCCGGCUCCUAUAAUGGGGUGAUGGAGUGUGCCCGCUCUAUUUAUAGAAAUGAGUCUUUAGCUUCCUUUUACAGGGGAUUCAAGCCCAGCAUUCUCUGUAUGAUCCCCUAUGCAGGUGUGGAGUGCGCGGUACAUCAGUCAAUCAUGACCUGGGCCAAGAACGAUCCGACUUACAACAGCGACACCAAGCUCUUUUUCUUCAGUUUUGUGGCCUUUGCCUCUGGACAGGUGACCAGUUACCCGCUGGCAGUGAUCAGGACUCAACAGCAGGCGCAGGCUUUCUGCUCAGUUUCAACUCCAACCUCAAGUGUGCUACAAGGACUUAUUGGAAUCUAUGCGAGACAUGGAGUUCGAGGAUAUUAUAAUGGAAUGGGAGCCAGUUUUGUGCGGGCCGUCCCGUGUGCCCUGCUUAACUACACUUUAACCACAAAGCUAGAAAAUCUAUUCUCCUCAACUUAGUCUUUAACUUGGCAAAAUAGUUUUCUUUGCACUAGAUAACAUCUUAUGCUGAACUAUUGCCUUUUAAAAAAGUUUUUCAGGGAUGCAAUCAGGGAACUAAAAGAAAAGGGAAAAAUAGGAAAACUGUGAUGUGUGUGUCCGAGAAUAACUGAAAUCCUGAAAGUCUGAAAUAAUUUAUUGAAUUGCAGUGAUCUUCAGGGGACACAGACUUCUUAAUACCUCUAUGGCUACACGCUGUUGAAAGCCUGUAGUUUAUGUAAUAGUUCACCACUGAAAAAAUGCAUGGGAGGACCUGAAUGCAACACGCUGAUGAGUUGUGAGAAAUGAAUUUGUUUGCCUGGUUGACCUGAAAGACGCCAC
This is a messenger RNA of Myripristis murdjan (pinecone soldierfish), 1795 nucleotides long. RefSeq names its product solute carrier family 25 member 24, like (gene slc25a24l). The coding region runs from base 92 to 1435 and encodes 447 amino acids. The transcript has 11 exons. Gene Ontology annotation, biological process: transmembrane transport. The record is from RefSeq and is a predicted model, not a curated record. NCBI's taxonomy places the organism in Eukaryota, Metazoa, Chordata, Actinopteri, Holocentriformes, Holocentridae. Gene Ontology annotation, molecular function: calcium ion binding.